Messenger RNA from Cuscuta europaea, 2979 nucleotides. The record is from the annotation of a GenBank genome assembly. NCBI's taxonomy places the organism in Eukaryota, Viridiplantae, Streptophyta, Magnoliopsida, Solanales, Convolvulaceae.
AAAAACUCUAAAUACUCCUAAGCUUAAACAUUUUUCUCUCUUCUCCAACUCUUCCUAAAUCCUACUCUCUACUCUCUAAUUAUCUUCAUCUUCUCAAAUUCUCUUAUUCUCCAAUAUAUUAUAUAUCUACUUAUAUUAUUUAUCUACUUAUUAAUACAUAUAUUAUAUUACUUAUAUUUCUUAUCUACUUAUAUAGUUAUAUAUUAAUUAUCUAUUUAUAAAUACAUAUAUUAUAUUACUUAUAUUUGUUAUCUACUUAAUCUCUACUUAUUAUCUACUUAUUAUCUACUUAUAUCUACUAAAUACAUACAUAUUACAAUUUAUAUCUACUUAGUUCGAAUUGUUAGUACAUUUUAGUACGAAUUAGUACAUUUUAUAUAAUACUUUGAUUGUUAGUACAUAAAAUAAUUCUUAGUACGAAUUAAAGUUAGAAUUGUUAGAAUUUUAUUUCAUUAGUUCGAAUUGUUUUUAUAAAUUAAUAUUUGUUACAUUUUUAAGAUGGAAGGUGGUAGAUAUUCGGUUGAUAUGGGUAAUCUCGACCGCAACCGAACGAACGAGCUUGCGAGGAAGAGAUCCCGCAAAGGUAAAUGACAUAUCAGCUCUUCAUCUCAAAGCCGAGAUGAUUUUGAUACAGGUUACGCAAGGAAGGAUGGGGAUGCGAUGAUCGACGAACAACUAAAACAAGAAUUGCAUCGACAUAAUAGUUGGUUUUUUUAAGACCAGGCGACCAGCCGAGGACCAUUGAUGAAGAAGAGCUCGAGGACGACAAUGUGGAGGAAGUAAUUCCGGAGAGCCACGACGCCGAUGAGGAGGAGGGUGGUGGCAACCACGACGUCGACGAGUCUGCCUCAUCCCAAACCGGUACGAAAAAAGUAAAUCUGAACUAAUGCUUAAUAAUUUUGAUAAGUGGAAGGACCCGAACACCGGGAAUUGGAACGCAACUUGCAAGUGGUGCAAGAAAAAUUAUAGCUUGGGCAUUUCCGGCGAAUACGGAUCCGCCGCAAGGCAUCUUAAGGCCAAAUACACGGUGGAGUAUGCAAAACAUCAAAAUUAGGCGGCGGAAAGGGGAAGCAAACUCAAAUAUCGAGGUUUGCUAAUAACCAACAACCUUUUGGUAAUUUCUCAUGCAAUGAUGCACAAAAUUUGACUGGUAUGACUAACUUACUUGUUGAAAAAAAUAUGUCUUAUUUGUUUUCUGAAAGUCUUGCUUUCAAAGAUUAUGCACAAACUUGUUUAAAUUCUCAAUAUAGAGGUUAUAGUCGCAAAACGGUUAAGAAAGAAAUUUUAAGGCUUUAUAGUGCAGAAAAGGUAAUGUUACAAAAUUAUUUUGCAAACUUUGAUGGGUGUGUUCUGACAUAUGGGAGGAUACUUAUCAUAAUUUACAUUAUUUGGGUCUGAUUGCAUAUUACAUUGAUAAUGAUUGGAAUAUGCAUAAACGUGUUCUUGCUUUUCAUGAAUUUAAUGAUCGUCACACCGCUGAACAUAUUUAUAUUUUGAUUGAACGUAUUUUAAUUGAGUAUAAUUUGAAUGAUAAGGUGUUUGCUAUUGGUUUUGAUAAUGCUACUAAUAAUACUGCUGUUAUUCUUAGAUUGCGUGAAAUAUGUGGUGUUACUUCUUUGAUGGGUAGAUUUUUUCAUCAACGAUGUGCAUGUCAUGUUCUAAAUUUAUGUGUGCAAGAUGGUCUAAAAGCGUUAGGAGAUUCUAUGGAGGUAGUCAAAGGGGGAUUAGACGUAUUUGGGGUAGUGGUCAACUUAGAAAAAAAUGGCAUGAUUAUUUGAUAGAAAGAGGUGUGAAAUAUGUGGCUUUUCCUAAAGAUUUGUCUAUUCGUUGGAAUAGUACUUAUAAGUUAAUGACAGUUCUUCUUAGAUAUAAAGAACAUUUUCCUGCUUUUUUAAAACAAUAUGAUAACUAUAUUAUAAACUCGGCUGAUAUCGACACUUGCGAAAAAAUUUGUAAUACAACAACAACAUCCAAGCCUUAGUCCCAAAAGAUAUUGGGGUCGGCUGCGAAAAAAUUUGUAAUGCUUUGGUAUAUCUUUUUAAUGCAAUUGAAACUUUUAGUCAUGUUUAUAAACCUAUCUCAAACCAAUUUAUUCGUGAAGCUGUUAAUCUCGCCGAUGCUUUUGCAGAAUUUGAGAAUGCCGCUUAUGUGAGUUAUUUUGCUGACUUUAUGAAGGAAAAGUUUUUAAAAUAUUAUGCACAUAUUCCGCAUAUUUAUGGUAUUGCAUUUGUUCUCGAUCCUCGUUUUAGACUUAGUUCUUUAGAAGAAUGUUUGAACUAUUAUUAUGCCGCUUUUUAUGGUCCUCUUCCAAUGUAUGACGAUAACGCAAUUGAUCCGAAAAAAGAAUACAACGAGGUUAGUGAUAUAUUUUAUGCAUUAUUUAAUUAGUUUCAUGCACAAUAUGGCAACGCGCCCCCUCCCCUGACACAGACAUCUUCAUCUAAAGGAAAAUCAAUUUUGAAAUCUACAUUUGCCAAUCUUAUUAAAAAAAUUAAAACAACUCCCGCUACUCAACAAAGCACAAUUAAUGAGAUUUCUUUAUAUUUAACAUAUGAUGUUGAUUUUGAAGAAGAUGAUGAUUUUGACGUUCUAAACUGGUGGAAGGGAAAAGAAAGAAUGUUCUCGGUUUUAGCAAAGAUGGCUAAGCAGUGCUAUCAAUGCCGGUUUCAACAGUUGCCAUGGAACAAGAAUUUAUUUCGGUCGGCAAUGUCGUAACGUAAUCUACAACGAGGUUGAGCGCAGAAUCUUUUGAGACGCUUAUUGCUACCAUGAUAAGUUGAAGGCGGCCCGUAGAGCUCAAGAAAUUGGCAUCACCCCAUCUCAAAACUUUAUGGAUGAAUCAACCGAGGGUGGCUCUACCUAUGCCGGAGAUUCCGAUUGAUUAGUAUUUCAUGUUUUAAUUUUUCCUUCAAUUCUCUAUUGUAACUUGUAAACUUGUGUAGUUUAUAUUUCUAAAUUCUAAUAAAUAUACGUUCAUUU